Molecule: messenger RNA, 1766 nt
Organism: Triticum dicoccoides
Lineage: Eukaryota; Viridiplantae; Streptophyta; Magnoliopsida; Poales; Poaceae
Product: CMP-sialic acid transporter 2-like
Exons: 15
Coding region: 258-1328 (356 amino acids)
Biological process (GO): pyrimidine nucleotide-sugar transmembrane transport
Cellular component (GO): Golgi membrane
Molecular function (GO): pyrimidine nucleotide-sugar transmembrane transporter activity
Source: RefSeq, a predicted model, not a curated record
UCACAGGUUAGGGAAACGCUACCAAAUCCCUCCCUCCGCUCUCUUCUUCCUCGCCGCGGUGAUUCUUUCCUCACUCCCCACCCCAGCCCGCUCGGCGCUUGCUCACUACUGAUCUCACGGGGAGGGCCCGGCGGCCAAUCGCCGCCUCCAGCAUCGUCGAGCCUCGCGCCUCACGCCUCCUCCUCUCACUCCCGAGCCGGCAACCGCGGCAGCAGGAGCGGCGAGAGGAGGGCAAGGCGAAGACCCGAGAGGACGCAAUGGAGUACAGAAGAGUGAAGGAUCAGGAGAGUUAUGACGCCAUAUCUCAGAAGGACAUAGAAAGCCCUGAUGGGAGGUCUCUUUCUAGCACUGCAGCAACUUCCCCCCUUGGCACCGUAGGAGGUUCGAAGGGCAAGAAUAGCUGGAAGCAAAAGUCUAUUGUAACAAUUGCAUUGACAUUACUAACAAGUUCCCAGGCAAUACUGAUUGUGUGGUCAAAAAGAGCUGGAAAGUAUGAAUAUAGUGUCACAACAGCAAAUUUUUCGGUGGAAGCUUUAAAAUGUCUAUUAUCACUUCUAGCCCUGUACAGAACAUGGAACAGUCAAGGUGUUACAGAAGAUAAUAGGUUAAGUACAUCAUUUGAUGAAGUUAGUGUUUAUCCUAUCCCUGCCGUACUUUACAUGGUAAAGAAUCUAUUGCAGUAUUACAUCUUCGCCUAUGUGGAUGCACCAGCUUACCAGAUCCUGAAGAACCUGAAUAUUAUCAGCACUGGUGUCUUAUACCGUAUCAUUUUAAAGAAAAAAUUAAGUGAAAUUCAGUGGGCUGCAUUUAUUCUCUUAUGUGCUGGCUGCACUACGGCUCAGCUAAACCCCUCAUCAGACCAUGUUCUUCAAACGCCAAUUCAAGGUUGGAUGAUGGCCAUUGUGAUGGCUCUUCUAAGUGGUUUUGCUGGGGUAUACACAGAAGCUAUAAUAAAAAAACGUCCUUCGAGAAACAUCAAUGUGCAGAAUUUCUGGCUGUACAUUUUUGGAAUGCUCUUCAACUUAGUUGCCAUUUGUGUUCAGGACUUUGAUGCUGUCAUGAACAAAGGCUUUUUUCAUGGCUACUCAUUUAUUACACUUCUGAUGAUUCUUAACCAUGCACUCAGUGGCAUUGCUGUAUCAAUGGUGAUGAAGUAUGCUGACAAUAUUGUCAAGGUGUAUUCAACUUCAGUCGCAAUGCUUCUGACGGCAAUUGUAUCGGUCUUCUUGUUCGGCUUCAACCUAUCCCUUGCAUUCUUCCUCGGAUCUAUGGUCGUUUCAAUCUCCGUGUAUCUGCAUUCUGUCGGGAAGCCACAGCAGCAGAAAUGAGUUCCUCCCCCAUCUUUCUUUCCAAGAUUGGCAGCGAGCGCCUCGAUGCGGCGUCGUGGAACAGAUUAUGGACGGCACGGCAGCAUCGAAGGGGAAUAGGCUUCGUUCUAGGUCAUGGCACUGUUGUUGAGGCAAGGCGAUUCGCCCGGUGACAUAUUCAGGUUCACCAUCCGUUUGAACUGCUUCUUUGGUGGCAUACCUGGCUCACUUUUGCUUCGUGACCAGGGUGGAUGACAUACGCUAGUUUCUUAUCUGGGUAGGUCGGCGAGAAUGCAAGACGCUGGCUAUCUUCUUCAUGCCUCCCUUUUGACCUCUUUUACUCUUUUAGCAUACUCGGAUUACUACUAGCUAAUUAUCAUUGUAGGCACGGACAACUUGCGCAGAUGUCCAUGCCCAAUGUUUCGAUCUGAAAUAUACCGUGGGGUAUGUGUCAGCUAA